Messenger RNA from Zygotorulaspora mrakii, 879 nucleotides. RefSeq names its product rRNA-binding ribosome biosynthesis protein RPF1 (gene RPF1). Gene Ontology annotation, molecular function: rRNA primary transcript binding. NCBI's taxonomy places the organism in Eukaryota, Fungi, Ascomycota, Saccharomycetes, Saccharomycetales, Saccharomycetaceae. Bases 1 to 879 code for a protein of 292 amino acids. Gene Ontology annotation, biological process: maturation of LSU-rRNA; maturation of 5.8S rRNA. Gene Ontology annotation, cellular component: nucleolus; preribosome, large subunit precursor. The transcript has a single exon. The record is from RefSeq and is a predicted model, not a curated record.
AUGUCAGACAUAAGGAUAAAGAACAAACAGAAGAGACAGCAAAUUUUUGCUGAACUCAGGGACCAGAACAACAAAGAGCGUCACACAAUGAGAAGAGAACGAGCCAAGCUGGAAAGAGACGACGUGGAGGCAAAGGAGAAACGAUUAGCAGAGAAUGUUCCUGCCACGAUCGAAAGCAUGAGGGUGUACGAUGAAACGAUCAAUAAAGAAAUUGAGGGUGAUGAGGAAGACCUUAUGCGGUUUUUCAAUACUAAUAAUGGUGAGCCCCCAAAGAUUCUGCUCACGACAAAUGUGAAUGCGAGAAAGAAGGCAUAUGAAUUUGCCAAUGUAUUGAUCGAAAUUUUACCAAAUGUCACAUUUGUUAAACGAAAAUUCGGUUUCAAAUUGAAGGAGAUUAUUGAUAUCUGCAAGAAAAGAGAUUUUACAGAUGUAGUGAUUAUCAAUGAGGACAAGAAAAAAGUAACAGGUUUGACGUUCAUGCACCUUCCCGAGGGGCCUUCCUUUUAUUUCAAGGUAAGCUCAUAUGUCGAAGUUCAGAAGAUAUCCGGGCACGGUAGACCAACUAGUCAUAUUCCCGAGUUGAUCUUGAACAACUUCCAGACGAGGUUAGGUAAAACUGUCGGCAAACUGUUCCAAUCGAUUUUCCCACAGAAUCCGGAUAUAGAGGGUAGACAGGUUAUAACUCUGCAUAACCAGAGGGAUUACAUUUUUUUCAGAAGACAUCGUUAUGUGUUUAGAGACGAGCAAAAAGUCGGACUACAAGAGCUGGGACCACAAUUCACCCUCAAACUGAAGAGAUUGCAAAAAGGUUUCAAGGAGGAGACCGAGUGGGAACAUAAACCUGAAAUGGACAAGGAGAAGAAGAAGUUUUACUUAUGA